GUUUACGAAAGGUUAAGCACGCCAACACGCCGCCAGCACGCCAAAAGAACAAGCCGCAGUGCUGCGAGUCGAAACUUAGGGGAACAGACCUGAUACCCCGUCCCUCGUCCCGGUCCCUUCAAUUGUUUUGUCACUCUUCCCAAGUUCCAACUCUUCUCUCUUCUCGUCUUCACAAGUCUUUGUCUGAUUGUCCUGACCUGACACUGACAUCACGUCAACUUCCGAGGUCGCCUACGCUCUUCGCAUACCACCAUACUCCAUCUCGAUUGACCGAAUUCGAGUUGUAAGCACCGUCUCGCAGAUACCCCAAUUGUUUCCUACACGUACCGAGACUGCUUCGUUACGAUAUCAUCCCCGAGGGCGUCUCGAGCAAUGGUACGCCAGUCGAACCGUGCUACCACAAUCCGUCUCUGAACAGGAUUGGUGCACUCGUCAGACGCAGAUCCAGCCUAAGUUGUACAUCAUUGAACAAACAACAGAAGCAUUCGACAUUCUCCUAGGCGGAUCUAGAGUCACAGCCACGGACAGUACAACACAUAUCCAUUCUGUCCGCCAUGGACCCAAGCAAAGAGGGACUCUUGGGCGACAAGUCCCGCCGCUCCUACGAUGGAGAAUCCGACGACGGCUCCGACAUCGACGCCACGGAUUACCUCGAGCGAAAUGAACAGAAGCAGGAGUCAAGAUUCCCCAAGCCCGCCUUCCUUUCCGCCAGGCCGCGGGGCUGCAUUGCAGCUUUCAGAAGACUAUUUCAGGGUCGCUCGAAGCUUUGCCUGCUCAUCACCGCUGUCGUCUUCAUCAUGUGGGUAUUCAUCAGCGCCGGAGGAGCCGUCAUGUACAAGAAGUUCAAGGGCGCGCCCCCCACCGGUCUAUCGCCACCAUGGUAUCCGACCCCAAAGGGUGGUAUAUCCAAGAAUUGGGCAGAGAGCUACAAGAAGGCCGGAGAGAUGGUCGCCAAGAUGACGUUGCCUGAAAAGGUCAACAUUACAACAGGAACUGGCUGGAUGAUGGGUCUCGCGGUUGGCACGACUGGCCCUGCCGUCCACGUUGGCUUCCCGCAGCUCCAACUACAAGAUGGUCCCCUUGGGAUCCGGUUUGCCGACAAUGCGACAGCAUUCCCUGCCGGCGUCACUGUUGGCGCUACUUGGAACAAAGAAUUGAUGUACCAGCGAGGCAAGGCACACGGACAGGAAGCCCGAGGCAAGGGAAUCAACGUGCUCCUCGGACCCUGCGUUGGACCCCUUGGUCGACUGCCUGCCGGCGGCCGCAACUGGGAGGGCUUUGGCGCCGACCCCUACCUGUCUGGUAUCGCUGCCGCUGAGACGAUCAAGGGCAUCCAGGAGGAGGGCGUCAUGGCUACCAUCAAGCAUUUUGUUGCCAACGAGCAGGAACAUUUCCGACAAAGCUGGGAGUGGGGAUUGCCCAACGCUAUCUCUAGCAACAUCGACGACCGGGCCAUGCACGAGCUGUACGCGUGGCCAUUCCUCGAUGCCGUCAAGGCUGGUGUUGCCAGUGUCAUGUGCUCUUACAACCAGGUCAACAACUCGUACGCUUGCGACAACUCCAAGCUUCUCAACGGUAUUCUAAAGGACGAGAUGGGCUUCCAAGGCUUCGUAAUGAGCGACUGGCUUGCACAACGUUCAGGUGUCGGCAGCGCUCUCGCAGGUCUGGAUAUGACAAUGCCUGGCGAUGGUCUAUUCUGGCAGAACGGAAAGUCUCUUUGGGGCCCCGAGCUUACUCGUGCCGUCCUCAACGGAUCCGUUCCUGUCGAACGAUUGGAUGAUAUGGCCGUCCGUAUUGUUGCUUCCUGGUAUAAGCUGGGUCAGGACGAUAAGAAGCUUUACCCAGAUGAGCUUCCCAAUUUCUCCUCGUGGACCAACGACAAGAUGGGUACUCUCGCUCCCGGUAGCAAGACACCCCAACCGGAGGUCGAGGUCAACAAGUAUGUUCAUGUGCAAGGCAAUCACUCUGAUAUUGCCCGCCGCGUUGCUGCCGAGGGCACAGUGCUGCUCAAGAAUAAGGACGUCUUGCCUAUCAGCAGAGACGGCUUCAUCGACGCGAAGCGCAAGCGCCACGAGGGCAAGUUGAAGAUUGGCAUUUAUGGCGAGGACGCUGGUCCAGGCAACGGCCCGAAUUAUUGCGCUGAUCGCGGCUGCAACCAAGGGACACUGGGCUCGGGCUGGGGCAGUGGUGCUGUGGAAUUCCCGUACCUCGUUACUCCUGUCGAAGCCUUGAAGAAGGGCUUCAAGUCUGAGAAAGUUGAGCUGUCCGAGUAUCUCACAAACUCGCCCCCAUUCCAAAAGGACCCCUCUGUCCUGCACAACCAGGAUGUCUGCAUUGUAUUUGCGAACGCGGACUCGGGAGAAGGCUUCCUGGCAUGGGGAGGCAUUGGCGGUGAUCGAAACGAUCUCAAGUUGCAAAAGGGAGGAGACGAUCUGAUCCUUCUGGUUGCCGACAAUUGCGGCAAGGGUGAAGGGAAUUCGGCCGGUGGCGAUACCAUCGUUGUCAUUCAUUCGGUAGGACCCGUCGAAAUGGAACGCUGGAUCGACCAUCCCGGUGUCAAGGCCGUUCUCUACGCCAACCUCCCGGGAGAAGAGAGUGGAAACGCGCUAGCGGACGUGAUCUUUGGCGAUGUCAACCCCAGUGGCAAGCUGCCGUACACGAUCCCCAAGUCUCUGAAGGACUUUGGACCGGGCGGACAGAUCUUGUACCUGCCCAACGGCGUGGUGCCCCAGCAAGACUUCUCUGAAGGACUCUACAUCGACUACCGACACUUCGACAAGAACAACAUUGAACCUCGUUUUGAAUUUGGAUUCGGCCUUUCAUACACAAGCUUCGAGUUUUCCAAUGUCACCGUCAAGGGCGUCAAGGAAAAGAGCGCACUUCCUCCACCUCGCCCAGCGCCCGGUGCGGAGCCACCAAAAUUCAGCGACAAGAUCCCUGACAAGAAGGUGGCUUUGUUCCCGGAAGGCUUCCGCAAGCUCGAGAAAUAUGUAUACCCAUACUUGGAUACCGUUGACGAUAUUUCUUCGGACCCGUACCCUUACCCAGACGGAUACGAGGUGAAGCAGCCUCCAUCCCAAGCCGGCGGUGAAGAGGGCGGUAACCCCGAUCUGUGGGAGACAUAUGUCACCGUCCAGGCGGACGUCACCAACACCGGCGCUGUAGCAGGCAAGGUCGUCCCCCAGUUGUACAUGUCAUACCCGAAGAACGUGCACGGCGUGGACUUCCCGGUCAAGGUCCUUCGUGGAUUUGAUAAGUUCAAUUUGGAGAAGGGCGAGAAGAGGACCGUCACGUUCAAUGUGACACGCCGCGACCUCAGCUACUGGGAUGUGCGGCAACAGAACUGGGCGAUGAUUACGUUUGGAGAGUAUUCGUUCCUUGUUGGCGAGAGCUCGAGGCAUCUGACGCAAAUGGGCAGUUGGUAAACGGUUGUUGUACAUUGCUUUGGUUUCCACUGGAUUGAAGCCAUGUAUGUUUACGAAUGGAAGAUUGUGGGAAAACACAUAUGGGAGUUUUGUUUCUGAUUCAAUGUCGUUGUGCAUGAUGAGACUAUAUAGGGUCUCGUAAAGGUGGCUGAUCUACGCAUGUAGAAUGUGGAUAGAGCUACUCGAUUACUAUGACGUUCAACUUGAGCCCUGGAUGACUUGAAUAGCUUCUACUCGUUCUUGGGUCUGGCGAAAAUCCUGAGAGUAUAAGUCUAUGCUGGGACGAGACUGCUAGAAGAUCAGAUGCGUUUGAUUCCAAUCGAACAUGG
Colletotrichum scovillei is the source of this 3754-nucleotide messenger RNA. RefSeq names its product glycosyl hydrolase family 3 N terminal domain-containing protein. The record is from RefSeq and is a predicted model, not a curated record. Lineage: Eukaryota; Fungi; Ascomycota; Sordariomycetes; Glomerellales; Glomerellaceae. Gene Ontology annotation, molecular function: beta-glucosidase activity. The transcript has a single exon. Bases 555 to 3425 code for a protein of 956 amino acids. Gene Ontology annotation, biological process: glucan catabolic process.